CUGAAAUAAAAAAGAAGAACAGGCUGUCAAUUGUCAAAAUAAACGUGGUGCGGCUUUUUCUAUCUAGAAAAUAAAAUAUUAAUUUUAUUAAUAGUUAAUCAAACUAAUUAUUAUCAAAAAUGGCCUUACACGUACCUAAAGCCCCGGGUUUUUCCCAGAUGAUGAAAGAAGGAGCCAGAUAUUUCUCCGGUCUCGAGGAAGCCGUUAUUCGUAAUAUCAAAGCCUGUAAGGAAUUCGCAAAUUCAGUUAAAUCCGCGUACGGGCCCAAUGGCAUGAAUAAAAUGGUUAUUAAUCACAUCGAAAAACAGUUUGUCACUAGUGAUGCAGCAACUAUUAUAAGAGAACUGGACAUUGAACAUCCAGCAGCAAAGUUAAUGAUUUUAGGUAGUGAAAUGCAAGAUGCUGAAGUUGGAGAUGGUACAAAUUUUGUCAUUAUCCUAGCCGGUGCUUUGUUAGAAUGUUCAGAGGAACUUAUACGUCUUGGUGUAACGCCCACUGAAGUUGCUGAUGGAUAUGAAAAGGCUUUAGAUAAAUGCCUAGAAAUCCUUCCUUCUUUAGUGUGCUACAAAGUCAAAGAUAACAGAGACAUUGAGGAAGUUAGAGAAACUAUUAAGUCUUCAAUUCAGUCUAAACAGUACGGAAAUGAAGAUUUUCUGGCUGAAUUAGUUGCAAAAGCAUGUAUUUCUAUCCUUCCAGAACAGACCACUUUUAAUGUUGAUAAUGUAAGAGUCUGUAAAGUUCUAGGAUCUGGCUUACUGAGUUCCAGGGUAGUGCAAGGAAUGGUGUUUAAGAGACAAGUUGAAGGAGAAAUUACUAGAGCAGAGCAAGCUAAAAUUGCAGUGUAUAGUUGUCCAGUUGAUAUUUUGCAAACUGAAACUAAAGGCACAGUACUUAUAAAAUCAGCAGAUGAAUUAAUGAACUUCAGCCGUGGAGAAGAGAACUUGCUGGAACUACAAAUUAAAGCUAUAGCAGACAGUGGAGCUAAAGUUAUUGUUGCAGGAGCCAAAUAUGGAGAUAUGGCCCUUCACUACAUUCACAAAUACAACCUGAUGGCUGUGAGAUUAAAUUCUAAAUUCGAUUUGAGAAGGUUGAGCAAAACCGUCAACGCUACAGUGUUGCCGCGUCUGACCGCACCCACGCCUCAAGAAUUAGGUUAUUGCGAUGUGGUUUGCGUCGAAGAACUGGGCGACACUCCUAUCGUAGCGUUCAGACAGGAGAGCAAGGAGUCUCGCAUUUCUACCGUUCUUAUAAGAGGAGCUACGGAUAAUUACAUGGAUGAUAUUGAAAGGGCUGUAGAUGAUGGUGUUAAUACAUUCAAGGGUCUGUCAAGGGAUCCAAGGUUUGUACCAGGAGCGGGAGCAACAGAAGCGGAAUUAGCUGUCCAGCUACUGAAAUAUGCCGAUACUUUACCUGGUUUAGAACAGUAUGCUGUCCGAAAAUUCGCCACAGCCUUAGAAACGUUCGCUAAAGCACUGGCCGACAACAGCGGUCUAAAAUCUCAAAUAGUUUUGGAAAAAGUUCUGGAGGCUCAUCAGAACGGCCAGAAAAACAUAGGCGUCGAUAUCGAAUCGGAGAACUCCGUUUGCGACGCGGUCGAAAAGAAAAUUCUCGACCUGUACCAAGCGAAGUACUGGGGCCUUAAGUACGCCGUAAAUGCCGCCGCCACUGUGUUGAGAGUGGACCAAAUCAUCAUGGCGAAGAGGGCCGGCGGCCCUAAACCGAGAGCACCGAAGGGUAGCGACGACGAGUCCUAAAAAUGCAGGUCAUUUCAUCGUUUUUUUGUAUUAGCUAUUAUAAACCUGGACUGUAUAUACUUUCUUGGAUAAAGCUAUAUCUACAUAUAGUUUAUACAACGGUCGUUCAACGUGACGUCAUCGUUAAAUUAAUACAGUUUUUUUACGGAUUUAAAGAACUAAAUUUUAACGUAUUAAUUUUUUAAUCCUUUUAAUACAGGAAAGCAUAUGCAAUCUAUGGUUGUAAAACUUCAGUAAUUUUAUACAGGUUCCUGAAUCAUAGUAUUAAAAUGGAACCUGUUAAAUUAAUAUUUUUAAUGCUUUAAUUUACCUAACACUCAAAACUGUUCUUCAUUAAGUACUAGGAUUUAUUAAUCCUCAAUAAUUUUUUCAUCAUUACACGCGUUCAUUAUUAAAUUUAAUCUUUUUCAAU
Sitophilus oryzae (rice weevil) is the source of this 2166-nucleotide messenger RNA. RefSeq names its product T-complex protein 1 subunit theta (gene CCT8). The record is from RefSeq and is a predicted model, not a curated record. Gene Ontology annotation, cellular component: chaperonin-containing T-complex. The transcript is spliced from 7 exons. Gene Ontology annotation, molecular function: ATP binding; ATP hydrolysis activity; ATP-dependent protein folding chaperone. Gene Ontology annotation, biological process: protein folding. NCBI's taxonomy places the organism in Eukaryota, Metazoa, Arthropoda, Insecta, Coleoptera, Curculionidae. Bases 120 to 1754 code for a protein of 544 amino acids.